This is a messenger RNA of Penicillium manginii, 774 nucleotides long. RefSeq lists its product as uncharacterized. The transcript has 3 exons. NCBI's taxonomy places the organism in Eukaryota, Fungi, Ascomycota, Eurotiomycetes, Eurotiales, Aspergillaceae. Bases 1 to 774 code for a protein of 257 amino acids. The record is from RefSeq and is a predicted model, not a curated record.
AUGAAGUACCAUCUCUUGUGCUCCUUGCUUGCCGCUGGAACAUUGGCGCUUCCAGGCAACAUUGUUGCUCGAUCUGCCACUGCAUCCAUCUCGCCAAGUGCACCUGCAACUACCGCUCAGACUACUACUGCUGAGACUACCACUACCACUGCCGAAACUUCCACCACGACUACAGAAUCACAAGCCGAGGCCACCAAUGUGGCAAUCUGUGAGCACAACGGCAUGACCAGAGAAAAUUGGAUAAAGUAUGAUUUGGACAAGUGGACAAGUUUCUUCGCGACAUACUUCCCUCAAAAUGUUUACAACCACGACAAGGAAGAAUUCCCUAAUGACGUCUUCUCGGACUACAUGAUCUAUCAAGCUGCUUGGGGCAACGAACACUGCACUGUUGGUGAUCCAACAUGUGAUAUCAAUGUUGGCGACGUCAGCGCUUGCAAGAGUUUCACAGGAGAUUCAACCAUGCCUAAUAUAUACUUCAUUCUUGGAGCAAUUAAAAACUUCUGGGAAUGGUCGACUGCAGUCUCUAACAGCGUCAGAGUACUGGGUGCCAGCUGGCAAGGUCGCGCGAAUGAUGUUGUCAACACUUUCACUGAGCAUGAUGUGUCAACCGAUAGCCAAAGUGCUGGUAUGGCUCUGGCUGGCAAUGUCUUGACCAUGCUCACCCCUAUGACUAUUAUGUGUGAAGCAUGUAGUGCGACGUCUUCUCUGUAUGGUGCUGCAUCAGGUGCCCAGGCAAUCCAUGACGCCGCUCAGCAGAGUGCGCCCGAAAUGUGA